Messenger RNA from Brassica oleracea var. oleracea, 1085 nucleotides. RefSeq names its product probable calcium-binding protein CML17. NCBI's taxonomy places the organism in Eukaryota, Viridiplantae, Streptophyta, Magnoliopsida, Brassicales, Brassicaceae. The transcript has a single exon. Bases 136 to 636 code for a protein of 166 amino acids. The record is from RefSeq and is a predicted model, not a curated record. Gene Ontology annotation, molecular function: calcium ion binding; enzyme regulator activity.
UUUCCCAUAUCUGAAACCUAUCUGUCACAUUUCUUGAUCUUUUAAUAACUGAAUAUACAACAAAACACAAAAGUUUCCGUUUGUGUUUUUCUCAGAUUUAAAACAUAAGAAAAAGUAUAGAUUAAGCAAGUGAUUAUGAGUCACAAAGUCUCCAAGAAGUUAGACGAAGAGCAAAUCAAUGAGCUCCGGGAGAUUUUCCGUUCAUUCGACCGGAACAAAGACGGAAGCUUAACACAGCUCGAGCUCGGAUCACUUCUCCGAGCACUCGGGCUUAAACCGAGUCCAGACCAAUUCGAGACACUGAUCGACAAAGCUGACACUAAAAGUAAUGGACUCGUGGAGUUCCCAGAGUUCGUGUCUUUGGUCUCGCCGGAGCUUCUUUCAGAAGAGAAAACGAGGACUCCUUACACGGAGGAGCAGCUUCUCCGGUUGUUCAGGAUAUUUGAUACUGACGGUAAUGGGUUUAUCACUGCGAAGGAAUUGGCUCAUUCCAUGGCUAGGCUUGGCCAUGCCUUGACGGUGGCGGAAUUAACAGGGAUGAUUAAGGAGGCUGAUAGCGACGGAGACGGCCGGAUUAAUUUUCAGGAGUUCUCUAAGGCCAUUAAUUCUGCCGCAUUUGACGAUUUGUGGGGUUGAAAUUUCUUCACCGGUGGCUCUUCCCUCAUUUGUCAUUUACUAUUUUUAGUUUCUAUGAACACUAAUCUACAAAAAAAAUUAUAUACUUAGAAUCAAAAUAAUACUUAAGUCGAAAGUCCGGUUCGAUCUGGGAAAUUUUGGGAAACGGUAUGCUUACAUGCACCAGUAUAAAGUGGAGACUGUGUCUGUGUCUUAGUCUUAGGCACAUCUAUCAUGAACAUGCACGCCAAUUGUGGAGGCCAAAGAUAUGCUGCUUGGCUUUGUACGGUCUCACAGAAAAGUAAACAACAUAAACCCCUAAAAAGGCACCGUAAAGAGUGUUCUCAGCUCCUAUUAUCAGCUUGGUUUACUUGUAACUAAGUCCUAACCUGUUCAAACAAGUCUAAUCUAUUGUAGCAACUCCUUGGGGUUCUUUUUUUGGGUUAGCUCUCUGCUAAUGCUUCUUGUAA